CGACGAUAACAAAACAAUGACCACGACAAAAAACACUUCGACAUCGACUGACCCAGCCGAGCCUCUGACAUGUGUGGAGGAGAGCGAGCUAGACCUUGUCGGGGGACCCGAGGAGCGGGGAGCCGAGUGAGAUAAGGAGGUGGUGGCCGAGCCCCCAAACAUGGAGGCCAUGCCGCCCAUUCCACCUCCAGCGGUUCCGCUGCCCCCGGGAAUCUCGAUGAACGAGCUUGCACUCACUCUGCACAUGGCGGAGAUAAUCAGUGAGGCUAAUACGGAACUCUUGAGGAAAAUGGACAGCCUAACAAAAUUGGCAAAAGCAAUAGCAACAGGACAACAACCACAUGACAUAGGCACAACGACCGACUUGGCUAGCGAACAAGAACAAACACCAGACAUCCCUCCAACCACAACGGACAUCCCUCAGACGACAGACGACGCCACAACAUCUGCAAAAACCGGACUGGAAACUAAACGCAGCAAGAAAAAUAAGAAAAAGAACACCAAGACCUCACCCCAGAAAAACGGGACCGACACGGAAAGGAAAAAGGACAACAAAAACGCAAACGGACAAACCCAGAUCAAGGACAAGUCUCACGAACCCGAGGCCGAAUGGACAAAGGUCAUGAGCAAGCAGGCGAAGCGACGGGCUCGGAAGCAGCAACGCAAGCAGGAGGCCGCGGUCAUUGCAGCAGCUCAGUUACAAAAGCCGCAGCCGGAGCAGCAGCAGCCACCGAGGGAGCAACAGUCACCAAAACGCAGCAGUAGGCAGCCGGACGCGCUGGAGGUGGAAACCACCAGGCUGAUCUGCACCAACAUCCCCCCAAGCUGCUCAAACGAGGAGAUCGCCACGGACCUGAGCGCCGCCCUGGGAGUGACGCUGUACGCGGAAUAGAUCAGCACCGCCAAUUCCAGCUACGGAACGCUAGUAGCGUUCUUCGGCUGUCCGGAAGCG
This is a messenger RNA of Anopheles stephensi (Asian malaria mosquito), 952 nucleotides long. Its product is annotated as myb-like protein K. NCBI's taxonomy places the organism in Eukaryota, Metazoa, Arthropoda, Insecta, Diptera, Culicidae. The record is from RefSeq and is a predicted model, not a curated record. The coding region runs from base 161 to 892 and encodes 243 amino acids. The transcript is spliced from 2 exons.